This is a messenger RNA of Otolemur garnettii (small-eared galago), 408 nucleotides long. It is a transcript of the gene CUNH3orf22, whose product is annotated as chromosome unknown C3orf22 homolog. Bases 1 to 408 code for a protein of 135 amino acids. Lineage: Eukaryota; Metazoa; Chordata; Mammalia; Primates; Galagidae. The transcript has 3 exons. The record is from RefSeq and is a predicted model, not a curated record.
AUGGCCUCAGGGACGCACAAAAAAUCUCACCGGAGGAUGAAGAGUAGGAGCAAGGCCCAGGAGAAAUUUGCCAACACUUUUCCAUACAGGCUAUCCUGGCUGACGGAGCCCAGCCCCCAGGCCCUGCCAAACUGGGAGGCCACAAAGAACCUGGUCAGGGAGGAGCUGCCCCUGCAGAAGAGGUUGGUGCCCACGCGGUCCAUCCCAGUUCGAGGGCUUGGCGCUCCAGAUAUUAUACCACUGUCCAGCCCCCUGCCACCACAGUUUCCACUGUGCUACCUCUGGGAACUCAAGUUACUGAACCUCCGCUUCCCCAGACAAGGUGCCCCCAGGCGGAGCCCCCCUCCUGCAGAUUCUGGGCACCUCUCCACCACUGAGGCACCAGGCCUGUCCACGGGCCUCCACUAG